UUAUAGAUUCUAACUUUUCAAAGCUUUCUUUGCCCUGUUUCGUUGAUGUGGAAGCUGGAACAGCUUACGGAAUGAAAGUUCUCAUUGUAACACCAACUUCAAAGACAACAAGUUACUUUUUGUGUCCACAGCCCCCUUCUCCUGGUAGUAAUAUUCUCACUGUUAAAGACAGCAAGAUUGGCAUAAAAGGUGACGUGAAUGUUAGCUGGAAAGUUUACAGGUGUAGCAAGUCUGAUCAGAUUUAUAUUUAUCCAGUCAAUGGUAAAUCACAUGUAUCAAGCUCACUCAGUAAUAAGAACAAGGCACUGGAGGGUGAAGGAAAAUUGAAGGGCCCUGAUAAACCUGGUGAAUAUGAGGUUCGUUAUUAUCCAGCAUGGCUCAAAGGUUCAAGCACUGGUCAUCGUCAUGAUAGCUACAUUGCAAGUGCUAGAUUUACUGUUGCUGUCUAAACUAGUAAUAGUAUAAGUUUAUUAGAUUUUAUAAUUUGUUUAACUGCUGCUUUAAAAACUAUUUUUAUAAAAAUUUUUGUAACUACCUAAGAUUUGUUACUUAAUUGCUGCUUUAAAAACUAUUUUUAUAAAAAUUUUUGUAGCUACCUAAGACUAAACUACA
Messenger RNA from Amphimedon queenslandica, 612 nucleotides. RefSeq lists its product as uncharacterized. Bases 72 to 449 code for a protein of 125 amino acids. NCBI's taxonomy places the organism in Eukaryota, Metazoa, Porifera, Demospongiae, Haplosclerida, Niphatidae. The transcript is spliced from 4 exons. The record is from RefSeq and is a predicted model, not a curated record.